AUGGCGGGCGUGCCGCAGCUGCUGGACGCGCUGUGCGAGGCGCUGCUGCCCGCGGCGCGGGCCCGGCCGCGGGCCAAGCGGGGCCUGCGGCGCGCGGCCUACGAGGCCCUGCUGGCGGCUCUGGGCGGGGCGCGGCGGCGCGGCGGGCGCGGGGCCCUCGGCCCGGGGGCGCCCCGGACGCCGCCGCGCCUCCGCGCCCUGCUGCUGGCCUUCGAGCUGCGCGUGGCGGGGCUGCGCCGCGAGGCCGAGCGCCUGGAGGAGCUGCUGGGCGCGCUGGACGCGGCGGCGGCGCCGGGGAGCGAGCCGGGCGCGGCGCUCGAGCUGCUGGUGCUGCUGGCGGGCAGCGGCCCCCCCGCGCGCGCCCCGGCCGCGCCACGACCCCCUGGCCGGCCCCGCGCCCGCCGCCCCGCGCCCCACGCCGGCUACGACUGCGCCGCGCUCCGCGAGCGCGAGCGGGACGUGCGCGCCGCCCUGGGCCGCGACGAGCAGCGCGCCCGGGACUCGGCGCGGGCGGCGCGGCGCGCCAUGGACGCCGCCCCCGGCCGCUGCCGCGGGGACCCGCGGGCCGCCCUCUUCGGCGCCCCGGACCUGGACGUGCGCCUGGACCUGCCCCCGGUGCCCGACAGCGCCGACCUCGCCGGGCUGGCCAUCCAGGUUCCUCACAGUGUAGACCAGUCUGAAGAUGAAGGCUUCCAGUCCGCCUCCAACCUGACCCCGGACUCCCAAACAGAUCCAGGCCUGACUCCCGACAUUGACCUGUGGGAUGCUGCGCUCACCUACAAGCCCAGCAAACGGAGGUGCUGGGAGCAGAUCGGUUGCCCCCCGGGAUUCCACGAGGAGCCCUACCUCACCGAAGCGGGGAGGGACGCCUUUGACCACUUUCGCAGGCUGUACCAUGGCCAGCUCCAGGCCCUGGGGGGUGCCCUGCUGGAGACGCAGCCGCCUGUGCUGGUGACGGAGAGUGAGCUGGUGAAGGACUCGCUCAACGUCCUCAUCGGGGUGGCGUCGGCCACCUUUUCCCUCUGCCAGCUGACACAGGCCUUUGUGGUGACGCGGGGCACCCACGUCUCGGGAGCAUCGCCAGAGAGUGUCAGCAGCCUUUUGUCCGAAGUGGCGGCCUGUGGGACCCACUACACGCGCCUUAGCCACUUCUCCAUGCAAUCUGCGCUGGGUGCCUCCUGCUGCCAGGGUCUCGUCUUCCAGGCCUUCACCAGCGGCCUGCGGAGGUACCUGCAGUAUUACCGUGCCUGCGUGCUGGCCACGCCACCCACCCUGAGCCUCCUCAGCAUCGCCUUCCUGUUCAAGAAGCUGGGCCGGCAGCUCAGGUACCUGGCAGAACUGUGCGGGGUGGGCACCGUGCCCAUAGGUUCCGGUGGAGGCGAGCCCAGGGUGCCCUUCCCCACGGGGGUGAAGCUGUUGUCCUACCUGUACCAGGAGGCUUUGGACAACUGCAGCAACGAGCACUACCCCGUGCUGCUGGCCCUGCUGAAGACCAGCUGUGAGCCCUACACCAGAUUCAUCCACGAUUGGGUGUACAGCGGCGUCUUCCGAGACGUGUACGGCGAGUUCAUGAUCCAGGUGAACCCCGAGUACCUGGGCUUCCGAGACAAGUUCUACUGGACCCACGGCUACGUGCUCAUCUCCAAGGAGGUGGAGGAAUGCGUCCCUGUGUUCCUGAAGGACAUUGCCCACGAUGUGUACGUGUGUGGGAAAACCAUCAACCUACUCAAGCUCUGCUGCCCUCGGCACUACCUGUGCUGGUCUGAGGUGCCGGUGCCACGCAUCUCGGUGCUGUUCUCGCUGGAUGAGCUGCGGGAGCUGCAGAAGGACUGUGCCCUAUAUGUGGGCCGCAUGGAGCGUGUGGCGAGGCACAGCUCUGUCAGCAAGGAGCAGGAGGAACUGAGAAUGGAGAUUGCCAAACAGGAGCUGAUCGUCCAGGCGUGGGAAGCUGCGUCCAGGGUCCUGCGGGAGCUCAGUGAUCGGCAGAUGUCUGAGCGCAUGGCCCUGGAUGCCCGGAAGCGAGAGCAGUUUCAGAAACUCAAGGAGCAGUUCCUUAAGGACCAGGAGCGGCGUCGGGCAGCCCGGCAGGAGGAGCUGGAGGACGACUUCAGCUAUGCCCGGGAGCUCCGCGACCGGGAAAAGCGCUUGCGGGCCCUGGAGGAGCAGCUGGAGAGGCAGGCCAGGCAGGCGUUGGUAGAGCGUUACAGCUCGCUGUCAGCGGAGGCCGCCCAGCGGGAGCUGAGGGCGCUGUGGCGCAUCGAGAGACACCGGUUGGCGAAUGCUCGGCUGCGCUUCCUUUCCGAAGACCAGAAGCACCUGCAGGAGAUGCUGAAGGACCUGUCAGAAGGAAAGGCACCCCCCGAGCAGACAGCCCCUAGUGCACUUUCUCAGGCCUCGUUUCCAAGCGGCAGCCCGGGUUCUGAGCAGGCUGAGCCCCAGCCGGGGGCUGCCGAGGAUGGGCCCAGCAGGGUCUCAGCAGCAGCCCUGGAGUCGGACUCGGGAGUGCUCAGCAGCUCAGGGCCCCAGGCGGACCCGGGGCCAUUCUCUGAGGGCCUCAACAUUGGUGACUUCUUGCCCCCGCCUGGCGAUCCCCAGCAAUCCCCCAGUACCACUCAGGCCCUGGUUCUGGAGGAGGCACUGCAGACCAUCGGCUCGGACCUGCCGUGCUCGAGCUCCGUCACUGCAGAGUACGACUUCAGAACUGUCCUGAGGGCUUCCUCGGCCACCCUGGGACCCCUCCUAACUGUUGGGGACGGUGUUCAGGUGGGCCAGGAACCUGGUCCUGAUGCACCCCUCCCCCAGGACAGCCAGGCGCUGGGGCACUCGCUGGAGGCAGCAAAUGCCAAGGCAGGUGAGCCCGCAGGGAGAGUCCCUGCCCGGCCCCGGUGGAACGUGCUCGGACACGUGUCUGAUGCCAGUGUCAAGGUCCGGGAGCACGUGUGGGACGUGGCCCCCUUCAGGCCCCGGUGGAACGUUCACGGACAUGUGUCUGACUCCAGCAUCAAGAUCGGGGAGCACGUGUGGGACGUGGCCCCCUCCAGGCCCCGGUGGAACAUUCACGGACAUGUGUCUGACUCGAGCGUCAAGAUCGGGGAGCACAUGUGGGACGUGGCGCCCUCCAGGCCCCGGUGGAACAUUCAUGGACAUGUGUCUGACUCCAGCGUCAAGAUUGGGGAACACGUGUGGGAUGUGGCGCCCUCCAGGCCACGGUGGAACAUUCAUGGACACGUGUCUCAGUCCCAAGUCAGCCUGGGCUUGCUUCCCCAGGAAGCCCAGCCUGAAAGGCCAGUGCCCCAGGGCAGCCCCUGUGAAGAGGAAUCUCAAGGCCGAGGAGCACAGAGCCCUGGCCAGGGAAUACUCAGUCCUGACCCUGGAGCACAAAGCCCUCAAUUGAGAGCACCAAGUCCUAACCUGGGAGCCCAGAGUCCUGAUCCAGGAGCAUCGAGUUCUAACCCAGGAGCACCAAGUUCGGACCCUGGAGCACCGAGUUCGGACCCAGGAGCACUGAGCUCUGAUCCUGGAGCACCAAGUUCUGACCUAGGAGCACCGAGUCCUGACCCAGCAGCACUCAGCCCUGACCUGGGAGCACAGCCGUCCACAGGCAGUCCCUGGGCACAGGCUGCUGACCCAGAAGCCGGCCUGUUGGCUGUGUCCUCUGCUGUGGUCCAGCCGGGUGUCCUGGAAGAUGGUAUCCCCAAGGAUGCAGGGAAGACCGGGGACACUCAGGAAGGGAGUCCACUCAGCUCACAGGGAGCAGCAUCUGGGCUGGAGGACCAGGAGGAGGCGGUGGCAGCGGAGGCCCUGCGCAAAGAACAGGCCUAUGUUGUGGGCCUGGCCAACCAGUACCGCCUGGAGCAGUACCCGGACACCUUCGCGGCCAUGUCUGAGCCUCCUGUGGCCCGUCUUCUGCACCACGGCCUCCCCCGGGCCUGCACCCUUCCUGGGGGCUCCUGGGAGCAGCCUACCGAGCCUGCCGUGCAGCCGAGUGAGCUGCUGCCGCUGCCUGUGCUCAUGAAACACUCGCUCACUGCCCCGCUGGCCGCCCACAUCUCCCUGGUGAACAAGGCUGCUGUGGACUACUUCUUCGUGGAACUCCGCCUAGAGGCCCACCUGGAGGCACUGCGGCACUUUCUGUUGAUGGAGGACGGCGAGUUUGCCCAGUCCCUCAGUGACCUGCUCUUUGAGAAGCUGGGUGCGGGCCAGACGCCAGGGGAGCUGCUGACGCCACUGGUGCUUAACUCACUCCUGAGCAAAGCACUGCAGUACAGCCUGCACGGCCACGGGCCUCUGGCCCACAACCUCUCCUUCGCUCUCAAGUUCCUGCCUGAAGCUUUCGCCCCCAACGCACCCGACGUGCUGAGCUGCCUGGAGCUCAGGUACAAGGUGGACUGGCCCCUCAACCUGGUGGUGACCGAGCGCUGCCUGGGCCGCUACAGCGGCAUCUUCUCCUUCCUGCUGCAGCUCAAGCUCAUGAUGUGGACGCUCAAGGAUGUCUGCUUCCAUCUCAAGCGCACGGCGCUGCUCAGCCAGGUGGCCGGCUCGGUGCAGUUCCGCCAACUGCAGCUCUUCAAGCACGAGAUGCAGCACUUCGUCAAGGUCAUCCAGGGCUACAUCGCCAACCAGAUCCUGCACGUGACCUGGUGCGAGUUCAGGGCCCAGCUGGCCACCGUGCGUGACCUGGAGGAGAUGCAGCGUGCCCAUGCCGAGUACCUGCACAAGGCCGUGUUCAGGGGCCUGUUGACAGAGAAGGCUGCUCCGGUCAUGAACAUCAUCCACAGCCUCUUCAGCCUGGUCCUCAAGUUCCGCAGCCAGCUCAUUUCCCAGCCCUGGGGCCCUGCCCAAGGCCCUCGGGGUGCCGAGCACCCCAACUUCGCCCUCAUGCAGCAGUCCUACAACACCUUCAAGUACUACUCCCACUUCCUCUUUAAGGUGGUGUCGAAGCUGGUGAACCGGGGGUACCAGCCCCACCUGGAGGACUUCCUGCUGCGCAUCAACUUCAACAAUUACUACCAGGACUUGCGUGCCGGCCAAUAAAGUGUGCCACCCCCCACC
This is a messenger RNA of Suncus etruscus (white-toothed pygmy shrew), 5052 nucleotides long. It is a transcript of the gene TUBGCP6, whose product is annotated as tubulin gamma complex associated protein 6. Gene Ontology annotation, molecular function: gamma-tubulin binding; microtubule minus-end binding. The record is from RefSeq and is a predicted model, not a curated record. Gene Ontology annotation, cellular component: centrosome; spindle pole; equatorial microtubule organizing center. Lineage: Eukaryota; Metazoa; Chordata; Mammalia; Eulipotyphla; Soricidae. Gene Ontology annotation, biological process: microtubule nucleation; spindle assembly; meiotic cell cycle.